CACUGCUUCAAGAAUAUUGGCAGCAAGUCAACGCAUUAACCAUGUGGGGAGAUUCCAAGGGCAGUGGCUCGUCCGGGCGCCAGGGCUCGUCCAUGAAGGCAGAUCCCGGGAAGAAGGUGGUUGUCCACCAUGUACCAACGUCUAACCAGACCGAAUCCGCCGAUGCCGUGGUGGAGAGCGCCGCUUCUACACACGCGCGUCGCGGCGACGAUGCCCACAUCGACGAGAAAGUGUUUCUGUCGUAUCACGAAGCGUCCGUUGCGAUGACGCUGCCAGAGCCGUAUGUUACCCAGCGCAAUCUCAAGCUCGUGUUGGUCGAAGACUACGUCCGUCUCGCGUCCUUUGUCAAGUCCGACCCGUUCUCCGUGAGCCCGCUGGGGUACUACAAGUCGCCCGACGGCUUCGACAUCUACGUGUUUGAGUGCACUCUGGGCUCAGUCGACCGCCCGUCACAUCUGAAACGAUGGAAGAUCCACCGUCGAUACCGCCAUUUCGACAUGCUCCUGUCUCGGCUCAUGGAUCCUUCCUCAUCGUCGUCGUCGUCGGCAGCAGCCACAGCGAGGUGGCCUUCGUUGUCGGGGUCAUACCUUCAAAUGUUCCGCGCCAAGCACUGCAAGGACCGCCUCAUAGAGCUCCACACGUGGUUGGUCAAAGCGGUCGAGUUGCUGCAAACUUUCCCAGCAACUUCUGCAGACACGACCACCGGCGACAAGAGCCACGUCCUCUUCACAUGCUUCUUGUUUGCCGGUGCCAACACGCCCUACGUCACGUUCCCGUCGCUGCCGCUCUUUGCAUGGGCCCUCGAGCAAGUGCACGUUCAGCUGACCUUGUCACCAUUGUACCCUUCCCGCGUCCCAAACCAGCAUGCGGCCGGCGGCCUCGGACUCCGCCUGGCGCCAUCCACCGGCCGCGCGGACGACGAAACUGGCGGAACCAUCUACCGCGGCGCCGUCGUCACCGGCUUCCUUCGCGAUUCAUUCGACGUUCCAAACGUCCAGUACGUCCGGCUUGGGUCACACCUGUCACACAUCAAUGGCGUUCCCAUCGAGAACGAAACGUUCGAUACGAUUUUGCUGCAUCUGCGCAGCCAGAGUCGCCCGAUGUUCUUGACGUUUACAUUGGACCCGCGCCCUUCAUCGCUGGAGUGUCAGUUGUCGGAAGCGGACCUGAGGCGGCAUGAUCGGGCGCUGUCUGCGAGCUCCAUGAUCAGCGGCAGUCGCCGCACAUCCGCGGCAUCCUCCAUGGACGUAGCGGACGUGCAGACGCCCAUGAGUGUGCUCGGAUCUGUCUUCCACGAUACCCUGGGCGGCAGUCGCAAGCGUACAGAAACUAUGAUCUCCGACAACAACCAAGAUGAAGAUGAUGGGCUGCUGCUGCUGUGCUGGGACGACGUCAGUGGGCUCGGCAUGGACACGGUCACGACGGGCAUGUACUUGCCACAGACCCAACCGGCAGCUUCGACCCCCACAGUUCAAGAAGCGAGUGGGAUCUGGAGCACAUCCGCAGGACCGUUGCGCGUACGCUUGUCAGCGUGCAAACUGCAAGGCAAGCCAGCCGUGUUCUUGUCCGUGACACCACAGAGAUUUGGUGUACGGAAUACUCCUCUACCAUCACAAGGAGGAGUGGGUGGUUCCCAAGCAUCGAAACGAGGCAAGAAGCAGCCGCCAGAAAUCCGCCUCGAGCGGGGGAUGGUGCUGGUGUCUGUGAACAACAUGUCGACGUUCGACCUGUCCUUUCACGAUACUAUGGCACUUGUGACCCAAGCCAGCAUCCCCACGUCGUUGUGUUUUCGCUGGUUCAACGACUACAGCUUAUUUUUGAAUCCCAACAGCGACCAAGCCAUGCCACUGAUCCAUCGACCGUCCAUGUCGACGAGCGCAACGUCGCCGGAAGCGGACAUGGCGGGACUCGUGGAAGCGCAUACCAAAUUGUGCUCGUCGUGGCAUCAAGCGCUGGUUGAGAAUGCUUCGUUGCGGGUGGAAUUGCACAUCGUCCAAGAAUCCAAUCGACACCUUCGAGACGCCCACCAGAUGGCCACCAAAGCCCACACUGUACGACCUCCUCUUCGAUCGUGUCGUCGUCGGCAUGGCCACGACAGAAUAUAUGAAACAUACAGUCUACUAGUCGUAAUCUGCCUUGGAUAUAUGUACAUGUGGUUGCGUGUUUCUCCAACAUGUGUGCAUAGUCUACGGCCCAAGACACGACCAAACUCAUUCGCCGGUGCAAUGCCUUGCAAGAUGCGCUCAACAUGGAGCGAGUCCAAGUUCAACAGACGGCCAAGGAGCGGCGCCAAGCUGAGGUGAACGUGCGUGACUGGGAUAAGCGGCUCCAGCAAAAGCUGGCGGCGGCACAUGACGCGGCCAACAGGCGGGUCAUGGCGCAUGAAGCGCGGUGCAUUGAAGAGAGCCGCAAGUCCAUCGAAGUGGCCAAGCGCGCUGCGGAAGUGCGGGUGAAGCGGCAGGUGGAGGAAGCGCUGGCGGCGCAGCGGCGGCAGAGCCAUCUCGAGAUGCAGCGCCUCGCCGAAGACAACGGCGAAGAAAUCGAGUUUUUGAACCAGCAGCUGACGUUGUGGAAGCAUCAGGUCGAAGUGCUCACGGAGAACGACAGGCGGAGACAUGCCCACGAGUCGACCCACGACGAUCAAGACGCAGAGGUGCUCAGCCACGAACUGAGCGACCGACGGCGCCGAUCCCACUCGCAUGACACUAGAAAAGAUCAGUCGUUCUGGGGCCAGGAAUUCGACCCUCCCAACGAACCUGACAGCCAGAGUCCGUAGCAGUGUUGAUGUAUUUAAGACGAGUACCGACAGUACAAUUGAAGUUGUUGGAGUUUUUUAAAAUGCACGGAAACAUAUCGCC
Aphanomyces astaci is the source of this 2858-nucleotide messenger RNA. RefSeq lists its product as hypothetical. Lineage: Eukaryota; Oomycota; Saprolegniomycetes; Saprolegniales; Verrucalvaceae. The transcript is spliced from 8 exons. The coding region runs from base 42 to 2303 and encodes 753 amino acids. The record is from RefSeq and is a predicted model, not a curated record. Gene Ontology annotation, molecular function: phosphatidylinositol binding.